Messenger RNA from Manacus vitellinus (golden-collared manakin), 1395 nucleotides. It is a transcript of the gene IL10RB, whose product is annotated as interleukin 10 receptor subunit beta. The record is from RefSeq and is a predicted model, not a curated record. Gene Ontology annotation, molecular function: protein binding; interleukin-10 receptor activity. The transcript has 7 exons. Lineage: Eukaryota; Metazoa; Chordata; Aves; Passeriformes; Pipridae. Bases 1 to 1041 code for a protein of 346 amino acids.
AUGCCCUGGCUGCUGGGCAGUGCCAGGUCAGCCGUGCCCAUGGCUGGAAGGGUGCCAAGGCCCAGGAACGCCAGGAUCACCUCCCUCAACCUGCAGAGCACUUUGCAGUGGGAGGCACCGAGGUUCCCCCGGGGCAACAUCACCUACACUGUCCGCUACAGGAGCGUCGUCCUCCCGGGAGACACGUUCGAGCUGCUGCGGAGCGGGCUGAGGGCCACACACUGCGACGUGUCCUGGCUCUGGGAGUACGGCAACUACACCCUGCAGCUGCGGGCCCAGGCGGGGCAGGGCCACUCGCCAUGGGUCACCCUCAGCUUCAGCCCCAUGCACGACACAGUGAUUGGGCCCCCUGAAGUGAAGGUGGAGUCGGAGUCUGGGGCCCUGCACGUGGACUUCUCGGGCCCCUUUGCUGAGCACAAGCAGGACAGGUGGUCUCUGAGGCAGUACUACGGCUCGUGGGGCUACAGGAUCCUGUACUGGAAGAAAGGCAGCACUACAGACCCCACCUCUGCUUCCAGGGUCUCCCAGGUAGAUACCCAACACAACUCUGAAAUCCUGUCCCAGCUGGAGCCAUGGACAUGUUACUGUGUCCAAGUGCAGGCGGUGAUUCCCGACUGGAACAAGAUAGGGGAGCUGAGCAGGGAGCUGUGUGAGAAGACAACCCACAAUGGCGUCACUCCGGUGUGGGUGGUUGUGACAGUGCUCCUUGGCUCCAUGCUGGCCGUGGCCAUCACAGUCCCUGUCUGUUUCUUCUCCUUUUUUUACCUCAUCCGACUCACCAAACAUGUUUUCUGCCCUUCCUAUAUUUUCCCACAACACUUGAAAGAGUUCUUGAGCAAACCUCCCACUGCUCCACAGUCCUUCUCUCCACUUCCACAAGAAGAACAUCUUAUUUGUGACAAGCUGACUGUCAUUCCAGAAGAUUCCCAGAAUCCCAGGGAUGAGGCUGAGGAUGAGGCCAGCGAGACACCAGAGCACCCCCAGGGCUCUGAACAAGGAGAUUCCGACUCAGGAGUAGGAACAGCUUCAGGGGAGACCUAAAUGCUCCCUUGGAAAAGGAAAACAAAGGCACUGUUGGGUUUAUCUCCUUAUUGCUGCUUUCUUCAGACAGUAAAAAUCCAUAGACAAAGGUGUGGGCACAGACUUUUGACAGAAUCAUUUUUUUAAAAGUACAAGAAACUUGGCUGUAAAUGAGGAACUAAACAAUAUACAAUCAUUGCCACUGCUGGUUGUGGCUCCCUAAGGAGUUGUGGCAAUACCUGGCACUGAUUAUGACAUUAAAAAGCAAUUUUAAUAUAUAUAUAUAUCUAUAUUAAAAGUACUAGUUAACUCUGAUGAACUAUUUAUUGCAAAAACUAAGCAAAAUAUUUGUAAAAGAAAAGCAUAUUUUGUAAA